Messenger RNA from Postia placenta MAD-698-R-SB12, 874 nucleotides. RefSeq lists its product as hypothetical. The record is from RefSeq and is a predicted model, not a curated record. Lineage: Eukaryota; Fungi; Basidiomycota; Agaricomycetes; Polyporales; Adustoporiaceae. The transcript is spliced from 2 exons. The annotation marks the transcript as partial.
CGCAAUGUGCUGCAGCUGCCGCUAGCCUGCAGGCAGCGAAGUACGUAUAUAUUCCACCCCGCGGCAUCUGGCAACGCUCACUUCGCUACGCCCUUGUCGAGAUUCGCUAUUGUCGCCCACUGCUAAGUCACGCCUGCCCAGUUCGAAUCGGCCUCCAGCAUAGCAAAACUCUCCGGCGCUGCCAAUAUACCUAACCCACGUCGUCACCACCAUGGAGAACGAGCCCGGUGAUGACUACAUCAGGCGCACUGCCAGCUACAUCAGAACGCACGAGCAGGGUCUUGCUGCCGCUGCUCUCCCUCGCAGACGACGUGCCAAAGUCGCGUCUGAGCCCUCAUAUCUCAACCCUUUAGGCUGGUUCGGCACCGACAGCACGGCACCUUCGACGGCGAAGCCUGUCAUUCUGACGUUCGACUUUCACCACCUAUUCUACCUCUUAAUGCGUCUCGAAGCCUUGGGUAUUGAUAUAGGGUCGUUGGACGUCCGAACGGACACCCCAUCGAGGCCAAUGAACUAUAUCAACAUCUUCCCUGGAUCUGACAAGUCAGACGCCCUCUCCCUGUUGUCGUUUCGCUCCUCGCUUUCUGCUGUUUCCCGUCUCUCACUGGGUGCCGGCUGGUGGGGCAGAGCGCCUCCACCAAAUGUGGAUGCGGAGCUGAAGUACAUCUUCAGCUGUUUCACGAAGCUGCCCGCGCUGCGCCUGCAUGCACCAGAAGCCAAGCUCAUCGCGGAGCUGGCGAACGAGUCGCCAAACGAGAAUGCUCUACCGCUCGAUGCAUUCAAGAGUCUGGAGACAUUGCAGUGCAUCAAUAUCGACCCGCGUACGCUCCUUGGCUGGGAUCGGCUCGCGGAGUCUCUACGCAGCCUCUCGAUC